Cucurbitaria berberidis CBS 394.84 is the source of this 744-nucleotide messenger RNA. RefSeq names its product siroheme synthase middle domains-like protein. Gene Ontology annotation, biological process: siroheme biosynthetic process. Bases 1 to 744 code for a protein of 247 amino acids. Gene Ontology annotation, molecular function: precorrin-2 dehydrogenase activity; protoporphyrin ferrochelatase activity. The transcript has 3 exons. Lineage: Eukaryota; Fungi; Ascomycota; Dothideomycetes; Pleosporales; Cucurbitariaceae. The record is from RefSeq and is a predicted model, not a curated record.
AUGAAAGGCCCAUAUCCGGAAAUCCAAGGAGGCGGCUCCCUGAUUCUAGCAUGGCAGAUCCGGAAUAAGCGCGUCCUGAUUGUUGGAGGCGGCGAAGUCGCCGCCGGCCGCAUCGUGAACGUUCUCAACGCCGACGCCAAGAUCACACUCGUCGCACCGCGCGAAGGCCUCAAUGAAGAGGUAGCCUACCGAAUAGAACAGAAGCAGGUCGACUAUGUAGAUCGCAAGUUCGAGCCUUCCGAUCUCGAUGGCGUAGACAUGGUCCUGACCGCCGUCGACGAUCCCGAGUCAUCCUCCCAGAUAUACAAGCUAUGCAAAGAGAAGAGGAUAGCCGCGAAUAUUGCCGACGUACCGCCAGAGUGCGACUUCUACUUUGGAAGUGUACAUCGCGAUGGGCCACUGCAGAUCAUGGUCAGCACGAAUGGCAACGGGCCGAAGCUGGCCAACAUCGUGAGGAGACAGAUAGCUGCUGGCCUACCACACAACAUUGGGGCAGCCGUACAAAGAGUGGGCAUGCUACGGAAGAAGCUUAGGAAGGUUGCGCCGAACAUCGAAGAAGGGCCCAAGCGGAUGCAAUGGAUGUCUAGAGUCUGCGAACAGUAUUCCCUCGAUGACCUAUGUUCCAUGACUGAAGAAGACAUGGAGGUGCUACUCGGCUUCUACAAACCAGGAACUAUACCAACGCUGGAGGAGGUACGGCUGCAGGAGCCGGACGGCGCAUACGAUGGACCCUUCCUGAUUUGA